UGAUGAUGAUCAGCGAUCGGCGAAACCGAGGUAAACAAACAACAAACAAACAAACAAACAAGAUCGAUAAAAGCAGGUUGCAACUUGCUUUCGACAUCGACCAACAACCUCCAUAGGAUCACAAUCAUCUCAAAUCGCUCGUGAUGUCUCCUACCUUUCCGCCAACGGAGCACCAUACGUUCGUCAAGCGAGCCACUUCAGACGUCUUGACGCCUAAUGAUACCCAAAAGGUCACCCUGGGAGUAGCAGCCGGGUACAUUCUGGUAAUCGCUCUAUUAUGGCAUGCUCCUCUACUCAACAAGAUCAUCUACCCUUUCAAACUGCUCGUAGUUGGGAUGCACGAAGCCUCUCACGCUUUCGCGGGUGUCGUCACCUGCGCCGUUAUCGAGUCCAUCCAGCUGGACCCGGACGAAGGAGGUGCCACCCGGAUGCGAGGCGGGGUUCCCGCCAUUACCCUACCCGCUGGGUACCUGGGAAGUAGCCUGAUCGGAGCGGCCCUGAUCGCUUGUGGAUUCGAUAUCAAUGCUAGCAAGAUUGCUACAUGUGCCCUGGCCGUAGGGUUUCUCAUCACGCUCUGGUGGGCUCGAAACUCGUGGAUCGCUUGGAUCACCGUCCCGCUCUUCACCGGGCUGUUGGCGCUCUGUUGGCUGAUCUACGAUUCGGUACCUUUACGGUUCUUGGUCCUGUUCAUCGGCGUGAUGUCACGCUGCCUUCAUCAAGAUGCUUCUACGCCAUAUGGGAUAUCAUCGAUGGCGAACACGAUCAAGAGAAAGGUCAACGGUUCAGAUGCUAGCAGGUUCGCAGCCAUGAUCGGCUUCUUUGGACCUCGAGUCUGGGGUGUUAUCUGGUUGAUCAACUCUAUCAUCUUCUUCGCGGGCGGCAUCCUGAUCGGCAUCGCAGCGUUUAAGAGGAGCAGCGGCGAGCAACGUGAAGCUGCCGACCGAUUUAUGGGAGGAACGCCCGGCUGA
Molecule: messenger RNA, 968 nt
Organism: Filobasidium floriforme
Lineage: Eukaryota; Fungi; Basidiomycota; Tremellomycetes; Filobasidiales; Filobasidiaceae
Product: peptidase M50B-like-domain-containing protein
Exons: 17
Coding region: 144-968 (274 amino acids)
Source: RefSeq, a predicted model, not a curated record